UUGAAAUUAAUAUAAAAUGUCUGCUUUGAAACACUUUGUGUUUCCCGAUCAUGCACCAAAUUCUGGGACUGUGAAGGCAAAGUGCAAAUAUUGUCCAACAUACAUCUCUGGCAAUGCCAAAACAACAUCAAACUUUGUGACACAUUUAAAGAGAAAGCACAGAGACAUUUUCAUUCAAAGUAAAUCUGAGGAUGGUACACAAAUAUCGCAAACAAAUAUAAGCAACUUUACAAAAUCUACAUCAGUUUCAAAAUACUCUGCCAAUGAUGCUUCUCAAAUGCAGAUUACAGAUGCUUUGGUUUCAUUUGUAGCUGGAAAUUUAACACCACUCUCAGUUGUAGAGAGUCCCGAAUUCAAGACCUUUGUCGAAUCAUUGAAUCCAAAAUAUCAACUUCCUAGCAGGAAACAUCUUUCUACCAAACUAUUACAUCAGAAAGCAAGCAAUAUUCAAUCAAAUAUAAAGGAAAAAUUACGCUCAGCAGAAAGUGUGUGUCUGACUAUCGAUUUAUGGUCUAAUCGUCAGAUGAAGGGAUUCUUAGGAAUCACAGGUCAUUUCAUACUUGAUUGGUGCAUGAAGUCUAUCAUGGUAUCUUGUAAACGUUUUAAGGGGAAACACUGUGCUGAGAAUAUACGCCAGGAAUAUGAAGAGGCAGUUGCUUGUUACAAUAUUGCAGACAAAAUUACAAACAUUAUAACUGACAAUGCUUCAAACAUGACCAAAGCAUUUGACUUCAGUCUCCCGGGAUAUACAUGUAAUAAUGAGGAAAAAAAUUCUAAAUCAGACAGUGAAGAUGAAAAUGACGAAUCUGAAUUGGAACCUAUUAAUAUUGACUUUCCUGAAGAUGAUUUACCAAAACAUGGAAGAUGUUAUGCUCAUACCCUACAACUGGUGGUAAGAGAUGGAUUAAAGGAUGCUAGUCCACAUUUAAAAACAGUUAUCAGUAAAGCAUCAAAUAUUGUAAGAUAUGUGCGAAAGUCCAUAAAUGCAUCUGACAUCCUAGAAGGGGAGAAAAGGCUACAAGCUGAAAACGCAACACGGUGGAAUUCACAAAUAACUAUGAUUCGCUCUGUUCUUGAAGUGUCUGAAGAAAAGUUGAAUAAACUAGAUACAAUUAAACUCACUGGAUAUGAGCGUAAACUAUUACAAGAACUAUGCUUAGUGCUUAAGCCUUUUGAGGAUGCCACAAUAAUGGUACAAAAGGAAAUUAAUGUGUCAGGAAGUUUAGCUGUUCCAGUUACACUAGGACUCGAACACAAACUUGCAGAACUGUCUACCACAUACAACAACAAAAUGGUUUCAACACUGAUGUCCUCAAUGACAAAACGACUAUUAUGCUUUAAAUCUGAAGAUGUAUAUCUGAUUUCAGCAAUAUUGGAUCCUAGGUUCAAACUAAGAUGGUCAAAAGAUCCAGUUGCAAUGGAGGAGAAGCUUCUAACAUAUGCAAGGAAGCAAAAAGUUGAUUGUGAAAAUUACAGUGAUGAAAGUUCUCCCCCAAGGAAGAUGUCCAAAUCUGAUGACACAGGAUUGUUCAGUUUCAUGACACCAACAAAGGGGAGGAAAAAGCAUAUCUCAGGUGAUAUUGUUAAAAUGGAAAUUUCGCAAUACCUUCUUGAGCCAUGUGAUGAUGCAUGUGAUCCAUUAAAGUACUGGAAUGAUCAUACUGAGAUAUACCCAAUACUGACAAAACUUGCAAAAACUUAUCUCACAAUUCCUGCUACUUCUGCUCCAGUUGAACGACUUUUUAGUGUUGCUGGAAAAUUCUUUAGGCCAGAUAGAUGCAGACUUAGUGAUUCAACCUUUCAAAUGCUGAUGAUGAUAAAAUGCAAUGAAAAAUUUGCAAUUGCAUAAAGGACUUAUGGCUGCAUUAUCAAACAGUACAAGUAUCACUUUACUUAACUUGUAUAUAUUUAUGAUAUUAAAAAAAUUCUAUAGAUUUAGUUUGUUGAUGUUAAGUAAAAUAUACAAUGUAAUCAUAAGUAAUCACAAGUAAUCAUGAUUACAAUGGAGAAAAGUAAUCUAAUGUAAUCAAUUACAUUUGAAAUUGGGUGUAAUCAUAAUGUAAUCGAUUACAUAAAAUAAGCAAAGUAAUUGUAAUGUAAUCGAUUACAUUUCAAAGUAAUCGACCCCAUCCC
Molecule: messenger RNA, 2133 nt
Organism: Mytilus trossulus (common blue mussel)
Lineage: Eukaryota; Metazoa; Mollusca; Bivalvia; Mytilida; Mytilidae
Product: zinc finger BED domain-containing protein 4-like
Exons: 2
Coding region: 17-1849 (610 amino acids)
Biological process (GO): regulation of transcription by RNA polymerase II
Cellular component (GO): nucleus
Molecular function (GO): DNA binding; protein dimerization activity
Source: RefSeq, a predicted model, not a curated record